AUGCGCCGUUUUCAAUUGCUUUUGGGAGCUCUUGGGCUCUCAAAUGUUGUCGACGCAGCUUCAACGUUGCUCUCAGGCGGCACAAUCAUUGCUUGGGACGACAAUGAGAACUAUUUACGCAUAAUCCAAAACGGUUCUGUGUUGGUCACGAACGAUCGCAUCGCCGCUGUGAAUUCAAAACCGUUGCCAUCAAACCUGCCAUCUGGAACAACAGUCGUGGACAUAUCGAAUCAGAUCCUAAGUCCUGGAUUCAUUGACACCCAUCGCCAUGGGUGGCAAACUGUCUUCAAAACAAUUGCAUCAAAUACAUCACUUACCGAAUACUUUAAUCGCUACGGAGAGUACUUUUCGGCAGACAAGUUCACAGCGGACGAUGUGUACAUUAGCCAGCUUGCCGGCAUCUACGAAGCCGUGAAUGGCGGAGUGACUACAAUUCUUGAUCACGCCUCACACACCUGGUCAGCGAGUACAUCGUACGCCGGACUCAAUGCAUCGGUCGAUAGCGGAGCCAGAGUCUUCUGGGCAUUUACUUUCCACAACAUCACAUCACUGAACUAUACCGCCGAGGAUCAGUUCCCACUCUUUCGGGAGAUGGCCGAAAACAAAAAGGCGCUGCUGGGAAAUUCCGCUGCUGAGAUUGGCAUUGCAUACGACUACUGGGGAUCAAAUCCAGAUAUCAACGAAGCCCAGACUGUCGCAGAUCUUGCCAAGGAGUUCAAUGUCUCGGUUGUGACGACGCAUUCUCUCGCUGGGCCGUGGGCAUUCAGCAAUCUUCCAUCCCAAGUUCAGCGAUUUGACCUUUUGGAUGGGUCUAUCCCAGUCGUCUUUUCGCACUCGAGUUUCAUAACCGCAGAUGAUUUACAGCUUCUUCGUUCUACCAACCAGUAUAUCUCUAUCACAGCCGAGUCGGAGAUGCAGUACGGCCACGGCCAUCCCCACUCAUACUAUGCGCAGGACCAAGCAGCACUGGGAAUCGAUACCCAUUUUACCUAUUCCUCAGAUAUCUUGACACAAGCCCGCAUGUGGCUUCAGUCCGCACGGCACUACUUCUAUAACCAAGUGUUGGAGAACUGGAAUGUGCCGACAUACAACCCUAUGAGCGUCAACCAGGCGUUUUUGCUGGCCACACGGUCUGGAGGAUUGGCUCUCCGACGCCCAGAUCUUGGUGUUAUCAAAGUCGGCGCCAAAGCUGACUUAGUAGUCUGGGAUGCAGAGAAUUCACCUUCAAUGCUCGGAUGGGAGGAUCCUGUUGCAGCAAUUAUUUUGCACGCGAACAUUGGAGACAUUUUGCACGUACUGAUUGAUGGCAAGUUUGUCAAAAAGGAUAAAAAGGUGGUAAAUAGCGACUAUCCUACUAUUCGAAAGAACUUUUUGCAAGCAGCAAAGAAGAUUCAGAAAAUUUGGAAAGAAAUUCCAUAUCCCACGUACGAGGGAAUAUUUGCAAGUGGCUAUUCUUAUGGCACACCACAAGCCGUCGAUGUGCAAAGAGGGUCAGGCACAGGAUUCGGCACUCAAUUCUUAUAA
Messenger RNA from Trichoderma atroviride IMI 206040, 1524 nucleotides. RefSeq lists its product as uncharacterized. Lineage: Eukaryota; Fungi; Ascomycota; Sordariomycetes; Hypocreales; Hypocreaceae. Gene Ontology annotation, molecular function: deaminase activity. Gene Ontology annotation, cellular component: cytosol. The record is from RefSeq and is a predicted model, not a curated record.